Messenger RNA from Leptosomus discolor (cuckoo roller), 1037 nucleotides. NCBI's taxonomy places the organism in Eukaryota, Metazoa, Chordata, Aves, Leptosomiformes, Leptosomidae. The record is from RefSeq and is a predicted model, not a curated record.
AGGCAGCUGGAGAACGAGCUGGACCUGAAGCUGGUCUCCUUCAGCAAACUCUGCACCAGCUACAGCAGCACCCGAGACGGAAGGCGCGACAGCUCAGACACAACCCCUCUCUUAAAUGGAUCGAGCCAGGACAGAAUGUUUGAAACCAUGGCUGUGGAGAUUGAACAGCUUCUGGGAAAGCUUACUGGAAUAAAUGACAAAAUGGCAGAAUACACAAAUAGCGCUGGAGUCCCGUCCCUGAAUGCUGCGCUGAUGCAUACGUUACAGCGUCACAGAGACAUACUGCAGGAUUAUACACAUGAAUUCCACAAAACCAAAGCAAACUUCUUGGCCAUACGAGAAAGGGAGAAUCUAUUGGGAUCAGUACGAAAAGAUAUCGAAUCAUAUAAAAGUGGGUCUGGAGUGAAUAACAGAAGAACAGAACUAUUCCUGAAGGAACACGAACACCUUCGAAACUCAGAUCGGCUGAUAGAAGAAACAAUAAGCAUUGCCAUGGCAACUAAAGAAAAUAUGACUUCGCAGAGAGGGAUGUUGAAGUCAAUACAAAGCAAGAUGAACACCCUGGCCAAUCGGUUUCCAGCAGUGAACAGCCUGAUUCAGAGGAUCAACCUUCGGAAACGACGAGAUUCCCUCAUCUUGGGUGGUAUUAUUGGCAUCUGUACCAUCUUACUGCUGCUAUACGCUUUUCAUUGAUGGAUGUUCCCCCAUGGACUCUGCUAAACUCAUCACCACCAUCCCUCCCCCCCAGUCAAGGAGAAGUGAGUGGGGGAAGCGACAGACUUCAAACGGCCUCCUCAUCACGGCUGGGAGAAUCGGCCUGAUGUCUAGAGCUGAUGAUGGUAGACUGCGACACUGGUUUUGGGUUGAAGCUGCAGUGUUUCUCCUUCCCUGCCGUACAUCUUCCUUUGGUUAAAUUUUGUGGGAUUUGUUUGUCUUUAAUUCCCUUUCUCACUGCAAGGUAAGUAAACGUGGGACGCUUACCAGAACCGGUAGAACAGUUCCUGUGCUCAGCGGCGCUGGGGAGGUCUGUUGUUGGC